AUGGUACUUCGGAUUGCAAGUCAGUAAGAACGCGGGAAUAAUUUUCUCCAGAUAUCAGAUCUUCUGGUCGAGAGUUCUUCAUUUUUUAGCCGGAGGACGUUUGCAAGUUCUUUCUGAGCUUACUAUUUUCUAAGGAAGUAUUUAUUCUACAGGCUUCAGGGGUAAAUUCUGCACGAAUCGAAAGUAUUUUCGCAGUUUAUACCGUGUUUUGAUCAUGUCACAUUGGUCUUCAACAUUUUGGGGUAGUACUGCGGGAUUAUUCGGCGAGGACGAUGAAGCAGACGUUGGUGAUCCCGAACAACAAACGCGCUGGGACAACAAAGACAGUCUUAUAUUGGUUUUUGACUGCUCAAAGGAAAUGCUUCAACAUUCCAGAGAUGGAAUCCCUUUCCAGCUGUGCGUAAAGUGUGCCAUUAGCGUCCUUAAACACAAGAUCAUCAGCAGUGACAAAGAUUUGAUAGGUGUGGUUUUCUAUGCAACUGAGAAAAGUAAAAAUCCAGGUGAUUUCAAGCAUGUUUAUAUAUAUCAGGAGCUGGAUCUCCCAGAUGCUCAGCGCAUACUUGACCUUGAAAAAUUCCUAGAAGAUGACACUUGUGAUAACUUUGGAGAAACAUUUGGACAUAGCAGUGGAUUUUCACUGAAUGAUGUUUUGUGGACGUGUGCCAAUAUGUUUUCCAAUAGUGGUCAAAAGAUAGGCCACAAACGAAUCAUGUUAUUUACCAACAAUGAGAAUCCACAUGCUGAGGAUCCUGCACUCCAAAGACGAGCCAAGACAAAAUCAAGAGACUUGAAUGAAGUUGGGAUAGCAAUUGAACUGAUGCAUAUCCAGCCUCCUGACCUUCCUUUUGAUUCAAGUCUGUUGUAUCAAGAUGUUAUACAAAUGGAUGAAGAUGAGGGAGGGAUUUUGCCAGAUCCUGCUGAGAAGUUUGAGGAACUACUAACCAGAGUACAAAAGAAAGAGCACAAGAAAAGACCAUUAGCAACUCUUCCAUUUAUGCUGGCUGAUGGAAUUGAGCUUGGAGUGUCUGUAUAUAAUCUUUGUAGACCUACAACAAAAUCCAGUUAUGUUAACCUGGACAGUCACACAAAUGAAGAAGUGAAAAUACACACCAAAUACAUUUGUGUGGAUACGGGCAGUGAUCUACUGCCAACAGAUAUAAAGCUUUAUCAGAUGUUUGGAGGUGAAAAAGUGAUCUUUGAGAAAGAGGAAGUUGCAGAAAUGAAAAGCUUUGGCAGCCCAGGUCUUCUGUUAAUGGGGUUCAAACCAAGGUCAUCAUUGAAGAAUUACUUUCACCUCAGACCAGCACAGUUUCUUUAUCCCAGUGAAAAGAUUAUUUCUGGGAGUACAACAUUGUUCUCUGCACUUCUUAACAGAAGUCUUGCCAGAGAUGUGAUACCAAUAUGCCGGUUUAUUCCAAGGAACAAUGCUGCUCCAAGAUUUGUAGCUCUGCUCCCUCAGAAAGAAGAACUUGAUGAGCAUAACAACCAAACUACUCCUCCUGGAUUUCAUCUAAUUUUUCUUCCAUUCACUGAUGACCUUAGGAAAUUGAAAUAUGAGGAAACUCCUAAAGCCACUACAGAACAAGUGAAUAAAGCUAAAGAAGUUAUCAAGAAGCUGACAUUGGGUUUUGAUUGCUCAAGUUUUGAGAAUCCUUCACUACAGAAACAUUACAAGAACCUGGAGGCUUUAGCUUUGGACAGAGAUGAACCUGAAGAGGUUACUGACUUAACAGAACCAAAGGUAGAAGCCAUUGAGCGCAAAGCUGGUGAAGCUAUAAGAGAGUUUAAGGACAUAGUUUUUCCUGAUGGCUACAAUCCAGAUGCUAAGCCUGCACCAAAGAGAAAGGCUGCAGAUUCAUCAGGAGGUGCUGCCAAAAAGAGUCGACCAGGGGAUGGGGUUGAAGUUGACAUGCGAGAAGAGGCACAGAGAGACAGGCUUUCCAAGCUCACUGUCCCAGUGCUUAAAGACUUUGUGAAAGCAGCUGGAAUCAAAUGUGGCUCCAAAAAGGCUGAUCUAAUUGAAGCUAUCAAAGAACAUUUUGGAGUUUGAUGUCAUUCACUUCCUAUGUACAGGUCAAUCUUGUUAUUUGGUGUCAAAAUAAUUACUUGACCAACUAAUAGUAAUUUAGAAUCUCGAAGGUGACUUCUUAGGAAAGAAAGAGAAAUCAUCCAUUUCUGACCACUUCUUAUUGAAAAAUAAACUUUUACUACUUGCAACAUAGUUUUUGUAAGAUGAUAGAUUUAUUCUUACAAGAUAAAUACUGAAUAUAAAAAAGCUCUGAAUACAAACUUUGCCAAUCUUCUUUA
This is a messenger RNA of Stylophora pistillata, 2307 nucleotides long. RefSeq names its product DNA repair protein Ku70. The record is from RefSeq and is a predicted model, not a curated record. Gene Ontology annotation, molecular function: DNA helicase activity; telomeric repeat DNA binding; double-stranded DNA binding. Lineage: Eukaryota; Metazoa; Cnidaria; Anthozoa; Scleractinia; Pocilloporidae. Gene Ontology annotation, biological process: telomere maintenance; double-strand break repair via nonhomologous end joining. Gene Ontology annotation, cellular component: nucleus; Ku70:Ku80 complex.